CCCAGCUAGUUCCUCUGCAAGUUGAUCUCAUCUGUUUCAUUGGUCCAGUGUGUGGGUGGAGCUCAGAGAGCACUUUGCAGAGGAUGCAGAAUACGACACCCAUCCAGACAUGAUGCAGGAAACUUGACCGAUGCGAAAGAUGCAUAACACAGCAUACAUGUAGGCAAUAUAUUGUUAUAUAAGAAGCCUUUUCCCCACUCUUAUGCUCUGUCUUUGCUACAAUUGCGCAUUGAGAGAUGUCCGCCCGCCUCCGCUCCUCUGUCCAUCACUGACUGACGUUACUGCAGACGCGUCUCUCGCGGUUCCCGGAAUGAACCGCAGAAUCAUCAUUCUGUUCCCAGACAGAUUCAAGCGGAUCCUGAGGAAACUGUAGGCUAAACCUCGGCCUCGUCAUGGCAAGAUCAGCAAACAGAAGCGGUAAGGACGGAGACUCAAGGGUAUCCGCUCCCGCGGAGAGAGGUGAGAUCAGGGAACUGUCUCUGGAGGAGGUGCUGAAGUCUUAUGAGCAGCCCAUCAAUGAGGAGCAGGCUUGGGCAGUGUGUUUUCAGUGCUGCAGAGAGCUGAGAGCGCCGCGCCCGGACACGCAGCCUGCCGAAGAGUUUCUGAUCCGAGACCUGUCAUCCAUAAUCCUGCACAGGGACGGAACCGUCACGACACAUCUGGAGAGCAGCGAUGACAGUAAUGCUAACUGUGCUUCUGCUGCUUCUGGAAAGCUGGUUCAGUCCAUGGGUGUUGCGAUCUACCGUGCUUUGGACUGGGGUCUGGAUGACAGUGAGGAACGGGAAUUGAGCCCUCAGCUUGAACAGCUCAUUGAGUUUAUGGUCGGUGGUCAGGACUGCAGCGAAUCUAAACAUUGUGGCAGUAAUGCAGCUAAAGACGAGGGCUACAGUGGCCAAGAGGAGGAUGAAGAAGAGGAGGAAGGCAUAGUGCAUGGCAUUCAUACUGUUCAUCAGGUGAUGACGCUUUGUGCCCGCAGACUGGCAAAUCCAGCUUUGGCUCCAGAGCACUACCAGGCUGUGUGUCGGGCGCUUUUCCUGGAGACCCUUGAGCUUCAGACCUUCCUCAGCAGGAUAAGAGAUGCCAAAGAGAUGCUAAAGAAGAUCAGAACGGAGGAACCACAGAAAGAAAACUCCACCGCUGAGCUUGAUGCUCUUCAACACACUGACUGGACUCGGCUGUGGGUGCAGCUGAUGAAGGAGUUGAGGCAGGGCGUGAAGCUCAAGAAGGUGGAAGAACAGCCGUUUAACCCUCUGCCCACAGAGUUCAGCCUCACGCCCUUUGAAAUGCUCAUGCAAGAUAUUCGUUCACGCAAAUACAAACUUCGCAAAGUUGUGGUAGAUGGAAAUAUCCCCACGUGUGUUAAACGAAACGCACAUGAGAUGAUUUUGGACUUUAUCAGAUCAAGACCCCCACUUAAACCAGUGUCUGAACGAAGACUGCCGCCUCCCCCUCAGCGACACCAGUCGCUCCAUGAUCGAGUCUUGGCUGAGAUCAGACAGGAUCACAAACUGAAACCUGUGGAGCCACAAAGUUCAAAGAGAUCAUUUGGCUCGUUACCAUGUCUGGCACACACCUGCCAAUGUGACAUCAAAUCAACUUCCUGCAUUGACCUGUCAGUCACAGGAGCAGGGUACCGUCCACCGUCCCGCAUACGUGUUCUUCUAAAGGCUCCAACACUGGAAGAAAUGGAGGAGAUGAAUAUAUUUGAGGAUGAAGAAUCUCCAGAUGGUAUGGAUAUCAGGCGGGUGGAGAGCUCUCCUACACCUCUGAAGAGAGAUCGCUCCUUCUCUGAACACGACCUGGAUGAGCUCAGAGGGGAAAUGAUGUCAUCCCGCUCAGAAUCACCUCAGCUCACAGGUGUCGGCCCCCUGAGAGGAGAGAGACCUCGAUCACACACACUGACGGGGGUCGGACCACCACACAUCUAUCAAGCCUCAUACCCUGGGUUUGACCGGAUGCCCCCGUCCACCUGUCACUCCUUUGGCUCAGAUGACAAAAGCAAUGAUGGAGCAGGAAGUGCUGCAGCAUCUCAUGGGCUCUCUAGACAUCAGUGGAUGGAGGAAUUCUGUCAUCCAGUCGACAGUCUGGCCUUAACCGUGGAUGAGGUCAUCAACGUGCGGCGGAUACUUGUCAGGGCUGAGAUGGAGAAAUACAUGCAGAACAAAGAGCUUUAUAAUAAUCUGAAGAAGGGCAAGAUAUGCUGCUGUUGUCGAGUAAAGUUUCCACUGUUUUCAUGGCCAUCCACGUGCCUCCUGUGUAAAAGGUCUGUCUGUAACUCUUGUAGUGCAAAGAUGAAGUUUCCCUACAAAAAGAUGGCACACAUUCCAGUGUACACUGUGGGAUUUCACAGCAGUGCGAAGAGUCACAAGAGUGAUGUCUAUAAGUCGUUGUGUUCUCUCUCCAGACACUCUGUUGAGCAAGAGUUUCCCCACCUGUACGCCGCAGGCUGCAACCUGAGAGAUGUGUGCUCUGACUGCACAAAGUUUGUGGCUGAUGUCAUUUCCUCCAGUCGCAGAAGCUUGGACAUCAUCAACAACACACCGAAACGAAAUAAACGGACAACCUCGACAUAUCCACAACCACAACCACAUGGUUUCAGCAGGAUGAGUAAAUGAAUGUAUCAACAGAUGUCUGAAUCUCAGAUCUCAAAACCUCACACACCCUCUUCACAAACUCUAAGCUGCCAGGUGGCAAGCAGCGGUUUUCCCUCAGAAAUAUUCGGCAGUGUUAGACGAUAGAAAUGUGAAUCAUUUCUGCCUCCUGCACCUAUCCGCAAUACUGUAUGUAUAGAUUAAGGGAGGCAAUGCUUCACUCUCCGAAAAAAUGGUACAAAAGCUGUCACUGGGAUGGUAUCCUUUUAAAAAGUUUAUAAUAUGUACCAUUUAGGUAUCAUACAUCAACUUUGAGGUACUAAUAUGCACUCUUUAAGUACAAAGGUGCACAUUUUGAAGGGAUACCGCCCUAGCGACAGCUUUUGUACCUUUUUCCCUGAGAGUGCUGAAGGCUUAUGGUAAAAAAGACAAUCCUUUUGCUUGAUUUUAGCUUGAAAAUUAUGCUAUAUAACUGAUCCAGGACUGUCCAUGCUUAGAGACAUCCUUAUACAGUACAUCAGUAAUGCAUAUUUCUAAUAGCAAAUGUAUUUUUAUGCUAUUCGAUCUAUUUAGCACCGGAGUGUUAUGUAAUUACCCUGGGACUGAGUCAGGCUGAUUUGUGAAGGUCAGAAUGAAGCAGAUAAUAGUAUCUUAUUCUCAGUAGAAUAAAGUGGCCUUUUGAUCCACAGCUCAAGCUCUCUUAUUUUGUAAGGUCUGCAAGUCUGCAAUAAAACCAAUGCCACAAAACUA
Messenger RNA from Ctenopharyngodon idella (grass carp), 3341 nucleotides. RefSeq names its product spire-type actin nucleation factor 2 (gene spire2). NCBI's taxonomy places the organism in Eukaryota, Metazoa, Chordata, Actinopteri, Cypriniformes, Xenocyprididae. Gene Ontology annotation, molecular function: actin binding. Bases 393 to 2615 code for a protein of 740 amino acids. Gene Ontology annotation, cellular component: cytoplasmic vesicle membrane; cell cortex. Gene Ontology annotation, biological process: cleavage furrow formation; polar body extrusion after meiotic divisions; actin nucleation. The record is from RefSeq and is a predicted model, not a curated record. The transcript is spliced from 15 exons.